Molecule: messenger RNA, 1174 nt
Organism: Cajanus cajan (pigeon pea)
Lineage: Eukaryota; Viridiplantae; Streptophyta; Magnoliopsida; Fabales; Fabaceae
Product: karrikin insensitive 2 receptor CA
Source: RefSeq, a predicted model, not a curated record
GGAAUACUUAAAUUAACCAUUUACGAUCGAAAAUUGAAAACUAAGCGAAAGGAAAGAAAUAUCAGGCCCUUAGAGAAAAGGAAAGAUUAUGGGAAUCGUGGAAGAGGCUCAUAACGUGAGAAUAGUUGGAAAAGGAAACGAAAUUGUGAUUCUGGCUCAUGGGUUUGGCACAGACCAAUCGGUGUGGAAGCACCUGGUGCCGCAUCUGGUCGAUGAUUACCGUGUGAUUCUGUACGACAACAUGGGCGCUGGUACAACAAACCCUGAAUACUUCGACUUCGAACGAUACUACACAAUCGAUGGUUUUGUCUAUGACCUUCUCGCCAUUUUGCAAGAGCUUCAAGUGCAAUCUUGCAUCUUCGUUGGUCACUCUCUUUCCGCUAUGGUCGGCCUCCUCGCUUCAAUCUCCCACCCUCAUCUCUUCACUAAGCUCAUCCUCGUCUCUGCCUCUCCAAGGUUUCUGAAUGAUUCGGAAUAUUUUGGAGGGUUCCAGCAAGAAGAUCUGAGGGAACUAUACGAGGGAAUUCGAUCGAACUACAAAGCGUGGUGUUCGGGGUUCGCUCCGCUGGUGAUAGGUGGCGACAUGGAGUCGGUGGCGGUGCAGGAGUUCAGCAGAACCCUAUUCAACAUGAGGCCCGACAUAGCCCUGAGCCUGGCCCAGACCAUAUUCCAGUUCGACCUGAGGCCCAUUCUGGGCCACGUGACGGUGCCGUGCCACAUCAUUCAGAGCACUAAGGACUUGGCCGCACCCGUUGUUGUGGCCGAAUAUCUGCAACAGAACCUCGGCGGCAAGACCAUCGUCGAGGUCAUGCCCACCGAGGGUCACUUGCCGCAGUUGAGCUCGCCGGACGUCGUCGUUCCGGUGCUGCUCAACCACAUCCACCACGAUUUGGCGGAGGUAAAAUAGAACACUCUCUCUUUUGGGACGUCAAAAUAGUGGAAAUCAAUUUUACCACUUUUAAGUGAAUCACCCUAAAAAAGCCCUAAAUAACACGUUAUACCUUUCGUCUCGCCCUUACGGUGUCGUUUCCUUCUUUUUUUUUUUUUUUUAACUUUUUAUUGCCAAAACAGCCCUACAUAGUACUGUGUAAUAAGAUCUAAAUUAUUACCAUGGAUGCAUGGAAAGGAAAUCUAAGACAGUAAAUCUAGAAAGAAAAAAAAUAUCUGUUGUCUA